Molecule: messenger RNA, 1950 nt
Organism: Scheffersomyces coipomensis
Lineage: Eukaryota; Fungi; Ascomycota; Pichiomycetes; Serinales; Debaryomycetaceae
Gene: LYS22
Product: Lys22p
Exons: 1
Coding region: 417-1679 (420 amino acids)
Cellular component (GO): mitochondrion
Molecular function (GO): homocitrate synthase activity
Source: RefSeq, a predicted model, not a curated record
AUCUUUAAAGAUCUUCUCUCUUAUGGUAGCAAUCGAUAGAGAAGAUCACCAUCACGUGCACUCGCUCACGUGUCGAUAAAGGUGCGCUUUUUUCCCCCAGUUAAAGAUAAUGAGUCAAUGACAAUUAAAAUUGCGGCGAAAAAAUAUUAUUCUGGUCUGAGUCAAUUCCUAAUUAGGCAACUCUGAUAAGUGAAAAAAAAAAAAAAAAAAGCGCUGCUGCUUCCUCCUUCUGUCAGCAUAAUCUGUUUGUCGCUCCGAUGAAUAAUUUAUGACACUGUGAAAAUUUUCAUGUUUUUCAUCAUAACUGAUUUAUAUAUAACAUUACACUUUCUUUCUAAAUUUUUUAUUUAUAGCUUUCUUUUCUUUCCUUUUCACUUUUCCAAUUCCUCCAAAAAGAAAGAAUAACACUAGUUACUAUGUCAGUUUCUUCUAAUCCAUAUGGUCCUCAUCCAUCUGAUUUUUUAUCAAAUGUUCGUAAUUUCGAAUUAAUCGAAUCAACCUUAAGAGAAGGUGAACAAUUCGCCAAUGCUUUUUUCACUACUGAAAAGAAAAUUGAAAUCGCUAGAGCUUUAGAUGAUUUCGGAGUUGAUUAUAUCGAAUUGACUUCUCCUGUUGCUUCUGAACAAUCAAGAAAAGAUUGUGAGGCUAUUUGUAAAUUAGGUUUAAAAGCCAAGAUCUUAACUCAUAUCAGAUGUCAUAUGGAUGAUGCUAGAGUUGCUGUUGAAACCGGGGUCGAUGGGGUUGAUGUUGUCAUUGGUACUUCUCAAUUCUUAAGACAAUAUUCUCAUGGUAAAGAUAUGAAUUAUAUUGCUCAAUCUGCUGUUGAAGUCAUUGAAUUCGUUAAAUCAAAAGGGAUUGAAAUCAGAUUCUCAUCUGAAGAUUCAUUCAGAUCUGAUAUCGUCGAUUUAUUAAACAUAUAUAGAACCGUUGACAAAAUCGGAGUGAAUAGAGUUGGGAUUGCUGAUACUGUCGGUUGUGCUAAUCCAAGACAAGUUUAUGAAUUAGUCAAGACUUUAAAAUCUGUCGUCAGUUGUGAUAUUGAAUGUCAUUUCCAUAAUGAUACCGGUUGUGCUAUUGCUAAUGCUUAUACUGCUUUAGAAGCUGGUGCCAAAUUGAUUGAUGUCAGUGUUUUAGGUAUUGGUGAAAGAAAUGGUAUAACUCCAUUAGGUGCUUUAAUGGCAAGAAUGAUCACUGCUGAUAGAGAUUAUGUUUUAUCCAAAUAUAAAUUACACAAAUUAAGAGAUUUAGAAAAUUUAGUGGCUGAUUCUGUUCAAGUUAAUAUUCCAUUUAAUAAUCCAAUUACUGGAUUUUGUGCUUUUACUCAUAAAGCUGGUAUUCAUGCUAAAGCCAUUUUAGCUAAUCCAUCAACUUAUGAAAUUUUAAAUCCAUCUGAUUUCGGUUUAACUAGAUAUAUUCAUUUUGCCAAUAGAUUAACUGGUUGGAAUGCUAUUAAAUCAAGAGUUGAUCAAUUGAAUUUGAAUUUAACUGAUGAUCAAGUUAAAGAAGUUACUAAUAAAAUUAAACAAUUAGGUGAUGUUAGACCACUUAAUAUUGAUGAUGUUGAUUCUAUAAUUAAAGAUUAUCAUACUGGUAUAAUGACUCCAGCUUUAAAGCCAGCUGAAUCAAAUGGUAGAGAAGUUAGUGAAGAACCAUCAGCUAAGAAACCAAAAACUGCUUAAGAAUUAUAGUUUUUAAUCGUAGUAGUUUUUGUUCAUUCAUUCAUCGUCAUUUCCAGAAAAACCUCCAUUUCAAAAAAAAAAAAGUUACAAGUAACAUUCAAUUGUUACUUUUUCCAUUCUUCCCAUUCAGUUCUUCCUUGUUCAUCAAAAGGGUUGUUGAUGUUUCAAGCUCGAAAACUUUUUUAUAUACGAUUUUCAUGACUAUAAUAAUUUGCCUUUUAUACUUUAACUCAGUUCUUUUAUUUUAUCGUUUUCGUUCAUUUAAAAUGUA